Messenger RNA from Papilio polytes (common Mormon), 6505 nucleotides. Its product is annotated as zinc finger protein 729-like. The record is from RefSeq and is a predicted model, not a curated record. Gene Ontology annotation, biological process: DNA repair; regulation of transcription by RNA polymerase II. The transcript is spliced from 6 exons. NCBI's taxonomy places the organism in Eukaryota, Metazoa, Arthropoda, Insecta, Lepidoptera, Papilionidae. Gene Ontology annotation, cellular component: nucleus. The coding region runs from base 179 to 5014 and encodes 1611 amino acids. Gene Ontology annotation, molecular function: RNA polymerase II transcription regulatory region sequence-specific DNA binding; zinc ion binding; DNA-binding transcription factor activity, RNA polymerase II-specific.
GCUAAGGUAUACCAGCAAUACCAGUUGCAGUUGCUGUACCAAUAAAGCAAACCAAACUAAACCAAUAACAACCAAUAAUGGAGUUUGCCGGCAAGCCAGGUACAUUUAUCUUGUUUUAAUUUACCACGUGAAAGAUGCGAUUUUGUAGUGUCAUGAAGAUUGGUGUAAAGAAAUCAAUAUGGCCCUCAAGCUCGGAAAAUGUAGGCUCUGCCUCAAACUUGGCGACUUUUAUUCCAUCUUCACUAUGGAUAACAACCUACAGCUCGCGGAGAUGGUUAUGGAAUGCGCUCGAGUAAAGAUAUAUGAAAGUGAUGGUCUACCAGACAAGAUAUGCUCAGAGUGUAUACAGAAGCUUAGCAGUGCACAUAUAUUCAAGCAGCAAUGUGAAAGAUCGGAUCAGGAGUUGCGACGGAAUUUUGUCCCUCCACCCGGGUUCAGUGCCAUACCCUCGCCCACAAACAGGCAGAGCAGUGACUCCGCUUUCUCCAACAACACAGAUGUGUCCAUUAAGACCCAGGUCACAACAUCACCGACAGACACAAAAGUAUCUCCUGCCACUCGGAGCAGAAAGCGGAGUGCGGAAAGUGUGGAUAAUACGUCAUCCAGUGGUCAAUCAUAUGACUAUCGACCUACUUCUACUAAACGAGUAGCAGAACUUCGGGCUGCAGAGAAAAGGCAAAAAAAAUCUUUAAAUUCAACUUACACAGACUCUGAUUAUGAAGACAACAGUGGGUCCCAAUUCUCGGCGGAAACUGACUCAGAUGAACCAUCGAAGAAUGAAUUCAAAUGCAAAGUAUGUGGCAAAGAAUUUGCUUCACAAAAAAGUGUGUCUGCACAUUCCAAAGUGCAUUUAAGGAAAAGUUACAAAAAUGUUACAGUUAAUACACCUCCGCCUGUUGAGAAGAAAGAAAUUGAGAAUGCAAACGAUAUUGAGGAUAAGAUGGAGUGUGAGAAGUGUAACAGGAAAUUUAAGUUGAAAAUAAUGUUGAAACGCCACCAAGAGACAUGUGGUAAAGUAAUAAAUUCACCAAUUAAAGAGUUGCAGGUGUCACUGGAGCCUAUUGACUCUGUUUCCUUACAAAAUAAGAUCAAUUGCGAUAUGUGUUCAACCAAAUUUAAAACAAUAGAGAACCUGGAGAAACACAUGAGGGUUGUCCAUGCGGCUGUUCUUAAACGCGAUAAAUAUGAGCAAAUAGUCGAAAACGGUGCUCCUGCUGUCCCUUGCUAUUUCUGUGCGCAACCAUUCGACGACUAUAAUGUUUAUUGCAAACACUUUGAUACAUGUUUAGAAAAGCGAGAUGUUAUUAUUUUCACUUGUCCCGUCUGUCGCAAAGUUUUAUCUAAAACAAGCACUUAUUUGCUUCAUAUAAAAAAUAUGCAUUUGUCUGUUAGUGGGAAUUUAGACAAGAGUGUGGACAAAUCUGUUGAAGGGUCAUUUGAAUGUCGCAUAUGUAGCAAGAAGAUGGUGACACAAGAUCAGCUCAUAAGUCAUUUAGCUGGGCAUAUGUCCAACAUGGGCGAAGAGGAAAUGGCUGAAGUCAAUACACGUGAAAGUCCUACAGACAAUGCAUCAGAUUUAACAAACUACUCAAAUCCUAAUGUACCUUCUGGGCCUUUGAAGUGUAGCAUGUGUGAUAAACGAUUCACAUACAAGAAAGCCCUGGUUACACACGAGCAGAAGCACUUGGACGGAGAAAUAGAGAUUAAACAAGAGCCACAGGAGAUGGACAGCAGUUUGCUGAGUGAAUCCAACCAGCAGUCAGAGUCAGAAUCUAGCCAGGAAGAGGAUGACGACAAUACGUGCGAUAUUUGUGAGAAGCAUUUUUCUUACAAACGUCUCUUGAUUCAGCACAAAAAGACCAAACACAAUAUGAGCUCGGGCACGAGGCGAGCCAAAAUUAGUCUCAAAGACUGCAGCGUGAAGUGUCUCAUAUGUGACAUAGAAAUGAAAGUGAGUGCAAUAAACGAGCACAACCAAAAGCACACAACUGUUAACAUAAAGCCUCGUAAUCUGUACACGUGUGCGGAAUGCAAUGAGAAGUUCAAGAGUUGCAGCUCGCUGGCCACGCACAUCAAGCUCGUGCACCGAUUGAAGCAGCCACAGGCGCCCAAGCUGCAGCGCGCGGAGUUGGCGGAUUUUUGUGAGGUCGUCGUGACCAAGACGGAACCUCUGACCUCGGGUCAGGGCCGCGACGACCUCGUGACGGUUCCGUCGGUGCACGAUUCCGCGCCACUAGUCAACCUGACUGGCUUCACCUGCCCCACCUGCGGCAAGCAGAUGCCCACCUUGGUGUCGCUCAAGAGGCACAUAAACUGGCAUUCUAAUGUCGGCAACAACAUUGAAAAGAUCUUGGAGUGCUUUGUCUGCAAAGAGACAUUCCGCUUCCAGUGUCACUAUCGGGUGCACAUGCGGCAACAUUACAACGACACCACCUUGGAUCCCGCGCUGCUCACCUGCACCAUCUGCAACCGCCGGAGCAAACACCUCCGCGCCGCGCAGGCGCACAUGAACUUCCACAAGCAGACGCGCUUCAAGAACAAGGAUUAUCAGUGCUCCAUCUGCAAGAGAGUCUUCCAGUUCCGGAAGGUGUACUUGUCGCACAUGGCGAUACACUACAAGCGCGGUGACAGCGCCAACAACACCGUGGUCGGCAUCGAGCCCGCCACCGCGCGCGCCGCCGUCGCCGGGCACACCUGCCACCACUGCGGCAAGAUCUGCGACUCCGAGGUCUCGCUCAAGCACCACAUCAUAUGGCACAAGUCCAAGACCUCACUCUUCGGCGCCCGGCACGAGUGCAACAUCUGCGGUAUUAUGUUUACCAACAAGAGGACGCUGGAGUUGCACGUCCGAUCACAUUACGAGGACGACAACGGCCCCUACAAAUGUCCGAUAUGUGGCAAAGGUUUCACUGACGAAGUCUAUCACAGAAAACACGUGAAGGGACAUAACUUUGACAACCAAUCGCACCAGGCGAGGAUAGCGAAGCUCAGGAAGGACAAAGUUAAGUGUCCCAUUUGUAGCCGAUUUUAUCCCGACCUCGUUAAACUCAUCCGGCAUCUGCGGCGGACGCAUCCCGAGAGCAAAAUGAUAAAGAACGAUCCGGACGCGCCUCAGCAGAGCUACUUCUCGUGUAAACUGUGCGCCAAAGUGUUCCUCGACGAGCGCAGACUGCAACACCACGAGGAAGCCCACCUGAGGAAGCCGGAACUCUUCAAGUGCAAAUUCUGUGGCAAGAAGACCAUGUCGCUGAAGAAUCACCGGGUACACAUUAAAGGUCACUUGACACAAAAAUAUUUAGAUGAGCCUCUCAAAUGCAUGCAUUGCGAGGAAACCUUUACCCGAGGAUACGACCUACACUACCACCUGCGCGACGCGCACGACAUCACUGAGACGUGGAUAGCGGAGCGCACUGAGCAGACGCUGAACGGGCCUCUCAAAGAGUUCCAGUGCUCCAUCUGCCUUAAGAUACUCGCAAGCAAAGGCAACUUCGAGCGGCACAUUGACUACCACAACUCGCUGAGGUGCAACUACUGCUUCGACUACUUCAGCUCGCUGCGGUUCCUAGAGGGCCACCUCGCUUUUAGCUGCGAGAAGAAGAAGCUGGUCGGCGACACGGAGGUGCAUCCGCGGAAAGUGAAGUGCCAUAUCUGUUACAAAGCUUUUCACCUUCAAGUGAAACUGGACUGUCAUCUGAGAACUCAGCACAAUGUUAAAGUUUGUAAAGAGGUGUCUGAAGGUAAAAAGGACAUCGUUUGCGAUUAUUGCUUUAAAGUGUUCGAGAACGAGUACGCUCUGAGUACUCAUAAGGUCUACCAUCGCACGGUCGGCUUCUACGGCUGCCUGUACUGCAACCGAAAGUUCAAUACGCUGACGGUGUUUAAGAAACAUAAAAACCAUCAUUUUUCGCAGCUGAACGUUGACAACCCGACCAAGUGCGAACACUGCGAUGAGACUUUUGUCGCAUUUAGAGAGUUCAUAUACCACAUGAGGGACGUCCACGGGGACGACAAGGAUUGGGCCGUGAUGCCCAAGGAGUCGAUAGAGGAGAAGUGCCAUAUUUGCAACAAAACAUUUUUCAAUCUCCACAAACAUUUGACGUAUCACGAAGAGAAUAGAUGUAAAAAAUGCUCAGAGUAUUUCUAUUCUCAGAUCGAUUACGAUAAUCACCUGUGCGCGAUAGAGAGCGACGAAGAGGUCGACGACAUGAACGAAAGUGAUUCUAGACCGAAAUACGAGGAGUGCUCGUUCUGUUUCAAGCCCACGACGAAGAAGAACUCGCAGCGGCUGCACGAUCACAUCCACAAGGUGUCGGGGUCCAUCUCGUGCCGCUUCUGUCCGCUCAAGUUUAAAACUAUCGACGCGUUCAACAUCCACGCGUUCUCCCAUCGCAGCAGAAAGUACAACAAGAAGCCGAUCAAAUGUCGAGAGUGCGGGGAGAAGUUCGUGCGCUACGGGCCCUUCAUACGCCACAUGAGGGCUGUGCACAAAUGCAAGCAGAAGUUGCACUACCGUGCCAUGGUACGCCCCGAGUCCUGUGUCGUCUGCGGCGACCUCUUCCCCAACCUGCACAACCACUACCGCGCGCAUCUUCAGAACCAGUGCCAGCUGUGCCGCAAGUACUUCACCUCGCACAAGGUGUUCUCACUGCACCAAUGCGACAAAGAGGAUUCUAAUCCUUCGAAAGUGUUCACCUGUGACGAGAACCUCGUAGCCCUUAUUAAUUCGUACACGCCUCAAGACGAGAAAGACGAUGAGAAAUUUUAUGGGCAUAGCGACGAUGAUGACGAGAUGGUCGUGGAACCGAAUGUACCUGGAACUGAUUAUAUUACACAGGAUGAGGAGAGUCAAAAUUCCACAGAUCUGAAUAUUCACGAAAUGGUUCAUGCGCCCAUUAUAUCAGAUGUUCUGUCGCUUUACCAGCAGAAGGAAGACACGGCGGAUAAUGUUGUCAACUUGGUGGACGACAACAGCGACAGUGAAGAUGUUGUAAACGUCAUAACUAUAGAUGACUGAAAUAUAACUGAUUAGUUACAUUCAAUGUGGAACUGAAAGGUUCUGUGUCUUUUAAGGGUAAGUGUAAUUGACCAAAGCUAUCGGAAAAAACUGAAGUUUUCUCCACUAUAAGUGACAAAUGUUUUCGAAACUUUGUUGAAGUGUGCAGUGAAAUGUUAUAUAAAUGUAUAUGUUUACUGUGUAGGUACGCGUGUUAAAUAUGUUUAAGCCAUAAAUAAAGAUCUUUUAAAUUAUUUGGAUAGUUCAGUUGUAGUUUAAAGUUAUCAUUUAUAUAUAUUUCAGUGGUUAUUUUCUGUUUUAAAAUCAUGUAAGCGCAUCUUUUUCGUUUCUUUUUUCAAAUCAAAGUCAAGGCAACUGUACUAAAGUACACCUAUUUUCGAAAAUACUCAUCAUAUGGUAUAUUUUAUAUUUUUAUCAAUGUUUAUUUCGUUAUUCGUUAAAAUUGAUAUUGCUCUUAAUAUAAGUUAGAUUUUUUAAAUUAUGUACAUAUAAUUUUAAAUGCUACAUUAGGCUUUUUUCAUUGUGCUUUUGUUAUCUUAGAAGGUUUAUUUUUGUAAAUUUAUAAUUUACCAGCUAUUGGGCUGCCAUAUUUGUAAUAUAAAUUAGAUUGUUAGCCUUUUAUGAGGUAAAUACCUCCUUAAAAUUUAUUAAGUGGUAAAAAUUAUUGAUGUUGUAUUUGAAAGAGAAUACGCAGAAAAAACUCCAAUUUUGAUAAAUUGCACAUAUAAAAAAUAAAACUGAAAUUUCUUUUGUAGCAUUAAAUCAUUAAAAAACACUAAACAAUAGUUAUAAAUUUUAACCCAUCGAAUAAUAGGAUAUUUUGAGUUGAUUGAAUAAAAAAUUACACUGCUCUCAGUCUUAUGCAGAUUACAUAGAGAUCACUGCUAAGGGAGGUCUAACUAUAUAUAGAUUAAAAAAUAAUUUAAAAAACACUAGCUGAACAGAAUUAACAAGAGUGGUCAUUUGACUUUAACUAAAUUGUAUUUUGUAUUGUAAAAAAGUAUGCAAAUUUUAUUUUAAGAUAGUAUCUCAUUUAAAUGGGAGAUACAGAUUGACUGAGGAAAUAUCCUCGAACCUAUUCUAUAAUUAAGUAUUUUGUGUAGAAAAAUCUGUUUUUCUCAUAGAUUUAGUUUAGACAUAAAUCUAAUUAAAUGUUAUUAAAUUGUCUAUAAAUGUGGUAUUUGCUUUAUUUUGUUAUUCAUUCCAAAAUUUUGUUUUUCACAACUCUAUCAGGAGUAAAAUUGCCAAAGUAAUAAAAUCGUAAAGUCAUAUUGAAUUUAAAUAACUUGUGUUUUUUUCAUGUUACCUCUGUGAUUUCUACAAUAAGUUGUAAUACAUGUUUUUUUUAAUUUACUCCCGACCUGUAAUUGCAAAAUUCUGUAAAACUAUCGAUUUUUUUUAACUCGAUUAUUUUGGUAUUAAUGUUCUGAACAAUAUACUUUUAAUCAACUUUUGUGAUCAUGCUUAUCAUUAAGUUCAAAUCAGUACUGA